Molecule: messenger RNA, 1236 nt
Organism: Penicillium oxalicum
Lineage: Eukaryota; Fungi; Ascomycota; Eurotiomycetes; Eurotiales; Aspergillaceae
Product: ANP1/MMN9/VAN1 family protein
Exons: 5
Coding region: 1-1236 (411 amino acids)
Biological process (GO): protein N-linked glycosylation; cell wall mannoprotein biosynthetic process
Cellular component (GO): mannan polymerase complex
Molecular function (GO): alpha-1,6-mannosyltransferase activity
Source: RefSeq, a predicted model, not a curated record
AUGUUGUUGCCAAAAGGUGGAGUGAAUUGGAAGUCCGCCAGAGCGGGCUUGCCCCCAUGGAGGGCCGUCCUCGUUCUCCUGACGCGGACUCGCUUUUUGGUCUCGAUCGCCGUCACAGGUCUUAUUAUUCUGCUGUGGCGCGGUGUCAGCAAGUCUGCCUCUGAGAUGCAAAAUUUCUACUGCUACGGUUCCUCCAAGUCACCCAUGGAGAUGAGUCUCAAUGAGAUGGUGGCAUGGAAUGCUCACGCUCAAACACCUGUCCUCUUCAAUCACCACGAACCUCUCGAAGUCAACAGCACUUCCAUCUCGGAAGUCGACUUGAACCCCAUUAAAUCCACCAACAAGGCCUUCUUCAACCGCGAGCGCGUUCUCAUUCUGACCCCUCUGCGCGACGCUGCCCCCUACCUCGAGCAAUACUUCAACCUUCUCUACAAGUUGACCUACCCUCACGAAUUGAUUGAUCUGGCCUUCCUUGUCGGCGACUCCAAGGAUGAGACUCUCGCCACUCUUGCCGCCGAACUCGACCGCAUUCAAAACCACGCCGAUGAAAAAGUCCGCUUCCGCAGUGCCACCGUCAUCAAGAAGGACUUUGGUGCCGAGACUGAGAUGACCGUGGAGGAGCGACACUCUUUUGCUGCCCAGGGCCCUCGUCGCAAGGCUAUCGGCCGUGCCCGCAAUUAUCUUCUUUACUCGGCCUUGAAGCCUGAUCACUCAUGGGUCUACUGGCGCGACGUCGAUAUUACCGAUUGCCCCGAGCGCAUUCUGGAGGAUUUUAUGGCCCACGAUAAGGAUAUUUUGGUGCCCAACAUUUGGUUCCACCGCUACCGCGAUGGUCACGAUAUUGAGGGUCGCUUCGACUACAACUCCUGGAUCGAAUCCGACAAGGCCCGCCGCCUGCGUCAAACUCUCGACCCCGACACUAUCCUUGCCGAGGGUUACAAGGAGUACGACACUGGUCGAACCUACUUGGUCAGCAUGGGCGAUUGGAGAAAGAACAAGGAUGAGGAGGUUGAGCUUGAUGGUAUUGGUGGUGUCAACAUUCUCGUCAAGGCCGAUGUUCACCGCUCCGGUAUCAAUUUCCCUGCAUAUUCAUUCGAGAACCAAGCCGAGACGGAAGGCUUCGCCAAGAUGGCCAAGCGUGCUGGCUACCAGGUCAUUGGUCUCCCCAACUACGUGGUCUGGCACAUCGACACCGACGAGAAGCCCGGCAACUUGGGAGAUCGCAAGGCGUACUAG